UAACAAGGGAGAAGAUGAUCUCCAGGUUCCUGCUGCUCAUGGCGCUGAGCUGCUGUGUCUGUGGAACAUUAGUAGUGAACGUGACUCACACCUCCUAUCAGGCAGAGGAGAACCAGAACGUCACACUGGAGUGGAUCUUCACACCCAAACCUGACAACUCAACACAACGUCUCUUUGUCUACUGUGAGAUGUUCACUGAUCACGAACACUCAAUCCUGUUUCAUUUCCAUGAAGGAGUCGAGGUCCCACUGAAGGAUGAAGAGUUUUCAGGACGAGUCCAGUGUGACAAAGACGUCCUCAGAGAGGGACGAGUCAGACUUCAUGUGUCCUCACUCAGGACUGAAGACUCAGGCUGGUACAUAUGUGAAGUGUUCACUAAUGCUGGUUUGAGCUUGAACCGAUGUCAUCUCAAUGUGACUGCAGCUGUUCAUGAGACUGAAGAUCAGAGACCAGAAGUGAGACCAGAACCAGAAGCUAUGAGUCAGAGAAAGAUCGGUCUCUAUGUUGGACUAGCAGUAUCAUUAGCAGCAUUAUUAGGGACUCUCUGUGUCUUCAUUCUGCAUGUCUUUAAAUCUGCUUGUUACAACAGAAACAAGUCUGCAGUCGAGUAUAACCAGAUCAGGAUGCAAAAGAGUCCGAGUCGAAGCUGAAGCUUUCAUUGUUUCAGAUGUUGAAGGUUUGAGGUCCAACAUCUGGAACUGGGACCGCUGUGGCUCAGAGGUGGAGCGGGUCAUCCUCUAACUGGUACUGUGGUUUGAUCCCCAGCUCCUACAGUCUAUGUUUUCAAAUGGGGUCUACGUUUCUUCAACAGUGAACAUUGCAGCACCUCUCCUUUACUCCUGAUGGAACUUGGUGCUGCAUUCACGUUGGCUCGUAAAUUGGACUGUCGCUCAUUUAAAAUUUUAAGCAGACACAAAUGUUGUGUUGUGGAGCACGUUGUACCCUGGUAGAUCUGCAGCUCUGAUCAAAUCCAGAGUUUAGUGAGUG
This is a messenger RNA of Notolabrus celidotus (New Zealand spotty), 987 nucleotides long. RefSeq lists its product as uncharacterized. Lineage: Eukaryota; Metazoa; Chordata; Actinopteri; Labriformes; Labridae. The transcript is spliced from 4 exons. The coding region runs from base 15 to 650 and encodes 211 amino acids. The record is from RefSeq and is a predicted model, not a curated record.